Zygotorulaspora mrakii is the source of this 1131-nucleotide messenger RNA. It is a transcript of the gene LPX1, whose product is annotated as triglyceride lipase. Lineage: Eukaryota; Fungi; Ascomycota; Saccharomycetes; Saccharomycetales; Saccharomycetaceae. The transcript has a single exon. Bases 1 to 1131 code for a protein of 376 amino acids. The record is from RefSeq and is a predicted model, not a curated record.
AUGGAUGAGUUACUGCGUUCAAGGUACAGCAAAAGUACAAGGGUCAUUAAGGCAACAUUUCCCAGAGCUAAUGAUGAUUCAACCUUGGUACCUCACAAGGAUACUCUUAAUCUCGUUUACGACUUGUACACCCCUACAGCAAAGAGUCAAGACCAUUGCAGAUCACACGUAAACUUGCUCUUUUUGCAUGGAAGUGGUAUGAGUAGAUGUGUGUGGGAAUACCAUGUGGCGCAUUUACAAGACUAUGAGUUAAACUGGAAUAUUCACAAGAUAGUGCUGGUGGAUCAAGCAACACAUGGUGAUUCCGCAAUGCUGAAUCAGGACAAGCUGGGGGUUAAUUUUGAUUGGUCCGAUGGUGCUAGAGAUGCCUGCAAAAUUGCAGAGGUUGAAUUUUCAGAUGGGGUUGCGGCUCAUAACGUUGUUAUUGGACAUUCAAUGGGUGGGUUUCAAGCUCUAUGUUGUGGAGUUUUAAUGCCAAAUUUGUUCCAGCUCCUCAUUACUAUCGAGCCCGUAGUAUUAAUGCAUAAUAUGAUUAAUGUACAUGAUAGAACUGUGUUGCCUACCAAGCUUUAUCAGGGUUUGAACUCCAAGAUCAGGGACUCUUUCAAGGAUGGAAAGGAGUAUGAAGAUUUUAUGCGGAAUGGCAGUUUUUUUAAAGCAGUCCACCCUGAAAUACUCCAAAGAAUGAUAGACUUUGAAAGAGUAAGUAUGUGCGAUGGAACUAUUAGAACAAAAAUAAAUCGGGAACAAAAUAUAAUGUGUUAUUUGACACUUUUUCCUACGUCCUAUUGGCUUCUGGAUUCGCUGAAAUAUAUCAAAGCACCUGUAGUUAGUAUAGUUGCUGAGCUUGCAAGAUGGAGCCCAAAAGAAAAUCAGGAGACGCUGAAGAGGCAGAUACCUAACUUUACACAAGAUGUAGUUCCAGGUGCAGAUCAUCUUGUUAACAUAGAAAAACCGCUCGAAACUCUGCGCCGAAUUAUAUGUCACAUUUCUAGGUAUGUUGCCAGCAAGAAGGUUCCAUCUAAUAGUGAUCUAAGUAAUGAUGAAAGGCGAGAAAAGUUCAACAUCCAAUUCUACAAAUUUCGCGCGGCGAGAGUUGAAGAUGGGCCAAUGGCAUUGGCUAAAUUUUAA